This is a messenger RNA of Naegleria lovaniensis, 1227 nucleotides long. RefSeq lists its product as uncharacterized. Bases 1 to 1227 code for a protein of 408 amino acids. The transcript has a single exon. The record is from RefSeq and is a predicted model, not a curated record. Lineage: Eukaryota; Heterolobosea; Eutetramitea; Acrasida; Naegleriidae.
AUGUCCAUCAACCAAACAGCUUCCUCUCAACAAGAAGAAGAACACUCCAAGAAAAGACUUGAACAAUCCCCAGUACAAGGCUUUGAGGAAGAACCAUCAGAGUACGAGCAUCCUAAACACAGAAAGUUAAACCCUGAACCACCUUAUGAUAUUGAACAAAUCAUCCAGAACUCCUUACAACACUUUUCCAAUUCCAUGAUGGAUCAGAUAGAAGGACUCACCACAAAGGUACAAGGCUUUGAAACUCGCCUUCAACAAAUAACUCAACCACAUCAAUUUAAUAAUAACAACCAUCCAUUCGACCCUAACCUGUCAGUACCAAACCAUUUGCAUGUCCCACAACCUACAAAUCUGUUCAACAUCCCAUUCCCUACAGAUUCCAACAAGACUGACAAUGCUCCCAUCGCCCCUCAUACCACCAGAUGGAUCAAUACUAACGACACUACCGGCAACCUAUUUUCAAACAACCACACUACUACAAACGCACCUUUCAAUGGUUUAUCAGAUGAAGCCUUAAAGUUCUACACCACUUCAUACUUGAAAAACAACUGGAACUUCGCUCCCGACCACCUCUCUAAACUCAACGGUCUAGAACUUGCUCAACUUCUCCAACAAAGUAUUAUAAGAAAGCUCCUUACCAUGACCCCAACAGGAACAGCUCUUACCUACCUUAUUGGAAAAUACAGACAACUGCUUCAAAACACAAACAUUCCUCAUGUUAAAACCGAACCACGUCCGGAAUUAAACCUUCCAAUCCUUAACACAGUAUUAGUUUGCAGCGGCCUUACCUGCAAAGCACUCAACUGUUCAGCAAUGUCAACAGAUCUCAUUGCCCGAGCAGAAUUACUAGCGCUAGGCUUGCUACUAUCAAACAGAAUAGCCAAUGCCCUUGACUGCGCAGCUGAGAAUAAUUACACAAUGGAAGACAUCUCCAGAGAAAUUAACCAACAGCUCAAUAAUACAAACGUCCAUAAUGAAUUGAAAACAAACAUCCAUAAUAACAGAGAAGAAAGAAAAGAUGCACUUAACUUUGAAUACAUGAAGAACAUGAACAAACAACUCACUUCUACAAAAAGCAACUCACAACCCACAAACAACAAAUACCAAAAGAACUCCAAUGCAGGAUCCAAUCACAACUAUGGAAAAAAGAGUAACUCAAACACCAACAAUGGUAAAAAAGGAAAUUAUUCCAAUAACUCAGACUCCAAGUCCCAGUCCAAACAAUGA